CCACCAUGUCAGCCCAAUCCAACGGGUGCCCUGGCUCACCUUCCCUGAGAGGACACUUCUUCAGGCCAGGGUGGGACUCCCUGGGCUGCGUUGCCAAGGGUGUGACCUAAUUGCCUCCAGCUGGAGUAGAUAAGGCACUUAAAAGGGGGUUGGGCAGGCAAUGUUACCCACAUCACAGAUGAAAAUGGGCUCAGAAAAAGUACGUGCUACCAAGAUGAACCUGGAACUCAGAUCCCAGGGGCAGCUCCCAUGUCCCUGGCAUUCUCUGGCAGUUUCAAGCCCUCACCCCCUCAGCCUCUUAAGUGUCCUCACUUCUAACAGCUGCCCACUCCAAGAAGGGGCCUCUUAGGACCCCCUGCACCUGGCCCCAUGGAACCGGAGGCCUAGCCCCUGCUGAUGGCUGCCACAGGGUCUCGGUGGGGGUGUGGUCCUGAAGUCAUCCAAUCCCGUGGGGACAGGUUUCACAACUUCCCGGAUGGGGCCGUGGUGGGUCACAGUGCAGCCUUCAGCGGGGAGGAUGGGGUGGCUUUCACUCUUGCUGCUUCUGCCCUGGUGUCCAGGGGUCCCUGGGCAGCGAUCCCCGCUGAACGACUUCCAGGUGCUCCGGGGCACGGAACUGCGGUACCUUCUCCACACGGUGGAGCCCAGGUCUUGGCAGGAGGAUGUGGCAGAUGCUGAGGAGUGUGCUGGGCGCUGCCAGCCCCUCCUGGAUUGCCGGGCCUUCCAUUACAAUGUGAGCAGCCAUGGCUGCCAACUUCUCCCGUGGACUCAGAACUCGCCCAACACGCAGCUGCAGCCAUCUGGGCGCUGUGACCUCUUCCAGAAGAAAGACUACGUUCGGACCUGCAUCGUGGCCAAUGGAGUCAGCUACCGGGGCACAGUGGCCGUGACUGUCGGUGGCCUGCCUUGUCAGGCCUGGAACCACAGGUUCCCCAAUGACCACAAGUACACACCCACACUCCGGAAUGGCCUGGAAGAGAACUUUUGCCGGAACCCAGACCGGGACCCUGGGGGUCCUUGGUGCUACACCACAGAUCCUGCUGAGCGCUUCCAGACCUGUGGUAUCAAGUCCUGCCAGGAGGCGACCUGUGUUUGGUGCAAUGGUGAGGAUUACCGAGGUGCGGUGGACCACACAGAGUCAGGUCGUGAGUGCCAGCGCUGGGACCUGCAGCACCCACACCCACAUCCCUUUGAGCCUGGCAAGUUCCUUGACCAAGGACUGGAUGACAACUACUGUCGGAAUCCUGAUGGCUCUGAGAGACCCUGGUGCUACACCACAGACCCAAAGGUUGAGCGAGAGUUCUGUGACCUUCCUCGCUGCAGAGCCGAGGCUCAGCCACGAUCUCAAACUACUACUUUCAAUUGUUUCCGUGGAAAGGGUGAGGACUACCGGGGCACUGCCAACACCACAGCUGCAGGCGUGCCCUGCCAGCGCUGGGAUGCGCAGAGCCCACACCAGCACCGCUUUGCACCAGAGAAAUAUGCAUGCAAGGACCUCCGUGAGAACUUUUGCCGGAACCCCGACGGUGCUGAGGCGCCCUGGUGCUUUACCUCAAGACAGGGCAUGCGUGUGGCCUUCUGCUACCAGAUCCCACGAUGCACAGACGAUGUGGGGCCUGAGGACUGCUACCAUGGCACAGGGGAGCAAUACCGCGGUCGGGUCAGCAAGACCCGCAAGGGCAUCCCGUGCCAGCACUGGUCUGCAGAGACACCGCACAAGCCGCAGUUCACACCUACCUCGGCCCCACAAGCCAGUCUGGAGGAGAACUUCUGCCGCAAUCCUGACGGGGAUAGCCAUGGGCCCUGGUGCUAUACUACAGACCCUGGGACCCCUUUUGACUACUGUGCCCUGCGACGCUGCGAUGAUGAUGUGCCACCAUCCAUCCUGGACCCUCCAGACCAGGUGCUGUUUGAGAAGUGUGGCAAAAGAGUAGACCGGCAGGACCGGCGGCGCUUCAGGCUGCGGGUGGUAGGCGGCCAACCUGGGAACUCGCCCUGGACAGUCAGCUUGCGGAACAGACAGGGUCAGCAUUUCUGCGGGGGGUCCCUGGUGAAGGAGCAGUGGGUACUAACGGCUCGGCAGUGCUUCUCCUCCUGCCACAUGCCUUUGGUGGGCUACGAGGUGUGGCUGGGCACCAUGUUCCAGAACCCAGAGCCAGGGGAGCCAGGCCUGCAGCGGGUCCCCGUGGCUAAAAUGGUGUGUGGGCCUUCAGACUCCCAACUGGUCCUGCUCAAACUGGAAAGAUCGGUGACCCUGAACCAGCGUGUAGCCCUCAUCUGCCUGCCCCCGGAGCAGUAUGUGGUGCCUCCCAAGACCAAGUGCGAGAUCGCAGGCUGGGGCGAGACCAAAGGCACUGGUGAUGAUGCAGUUCUGAAUGUGGCCUCACUGAACGUCAUCUCCAACCAGGAGUGUAAUGUCAAGCACCGAGGGCGCGUCCGGGAGAGUGAGAUGUGUACUGAUGGACUGCUGGCUCCUGUGGGGGCCUGUGAGGGUGACUACGGGGGCCCACUUGCCUGCUUUACUCAUGACUGCUGGGUCCUGGAGGGAAUUAUAAUCCCCAACCGUGUGUGUGCACGGGCCCGCUGGCCAGCUGUCUUCACACGUGUCUCUGUGUUUGUGGACUGGAUUCACAAGGUCAUGAGGAUGGACUAG
Molecule: messenger RNA, 2653 nt
Organism: Ochotona princeps (American pika)
Lineage: Eukaryota; Metazoa; Chordata; Mammalia; Lagomorpha; Ochotonidae
Gene: MST1
Product: macrophage stimulating 1
Exons: 18
Coding region: 476-2653 (725 amino acids)
Biological process (GO): regulation of receptor signaling pathway via JAK-STAT; proteolysis
Molecular function (GO): serine-type endopeptidase activity; receptor tyrosine kinase binding
Source: RefSeq, a predicted model, not a curated record